Atta colombica is the source of this 1795-nucleotide messenger RNA. RefSeq names its product cytochrome P450 18a1 (gene Cyp18a1). Gene Ontology annotation, biological process: xenobiotic metabolic process. The record is from RefSeq and is a predicted model, not a curated record. Bases 1 to 1620 code for a protein of 539 amino acids. Gene Ontology annotation, molecular function: iron ion binding; heme binding; oxidoreductase activity, acting on paired donors, with incorporation or reduction of molecular oxygen, reduced flavin or flavoprotein as one donor, and incorporation of one atom of oxygen. The transcript is spliced from 5 exons. Gene Ontology annotation, cellular component: intracellular membrane-bounded organelle; cytoplasm. Lineage: Eukaryota; Metazoa; Arthropoda; Insecta; Hymenoptera; Formicidae.
AUGCUGGUAAAACAAUUCGGGCGAUGGCUUUGGCAUAUAAUGGGCGGCAGUGAGACUCAAGUCUGUUUCUCUCUUCUGAUAUUCGUCAGUGUUACACUGGUGACCUAUUUCCUAUAUUUGAAAUAUAACCGUACCUUGAGAUAUAAAUUACCUCCUGGUCCAUGGGGACUGCCGUUUUGUGGCUACAUACCCUUCAUCAAAGGAGCUGUACACCUGCAUUUCAAUGAGCUGGCCAAGAAGUACGGUGGAAUAUUUAGCGUUAACAUCGGUUCCGAGUUGACCGUCGUUAUCAGCGAUUAUCUCAUCAUACGCGAUUCAUUUCGACGUGAGGAGUUUACUGGCAGACCACGUAACGACUUCAUGAACAUCAUCGAUGGAUACGGUGUCGUUAAUACGGAAGGUGCUCUGUGGAAGGAUCAGAGGAAAUUUGUUCAUAAUAAUCUUAAAAAGUUCGGUAUGAACUUCUAUAGCCCCAAAAAUAUGGAAUCAAAGAUCAUGCACGAAGUCGAGAUAUUUCUUAAGAGAUUGGUAAUGAGACGUGGAGCGCCCACAACCCUAACGUCCUCUCUCGCUGUAUCGAUCAGUAAUGUAAUCUGCUCGGUUAUAAUGGGAAUACGUUUCUACCAUGGCGAUCCGAAAUUCGAGAGGUUUAUGAAUCUCAUUAACGAAGGAUUCAAACUGUUUGGUAAAGUGACGUUAGCGAAUCAUAUACCGAUAUUGCGUCACUGUCCGUGGAUUAAUAACAUCCAACAUAAAAUCGAAAGAAAUCGAUCGGAAAUGGCUGAAUUCUUUCAAGAAGUUAUCAAUGAGCAUAAAGCAACGUAUAACAACAAUAACAUUAAUGAUAUUCUCGAUGCCUAUCUGUAUGAAAUUCAGAAAGCUGAGGAAGAAAAUAGAGAAGAUCAGCUUUUUGAGGGGAAAGAUAAUGUUCGUCAAAUGCAACAAGUUCUGGGCGAUCUCUUCUCCGCGGGUAUGGAAACGGUGAAGAAUACUCUGGAAUGGUCGAUAAUUUUCAUGUUGCAUUAUCCAGAAGCAGCAAAAGCAGUACAGGAUGAAUUGGAUCAAAUUGUAGGAAGAUCAAGAUUACCCUCAUUGGACGAUCGUCAAUUUCUUCCGAUCACUGAGGCGACAAUUCUAGAAGUUCUUCGCAGAUCCAAUCUUGUACCACUUGGUACUAUGCACGCUACUACACGGGAUGUGAUGUUAAAUGACUAUAUGAUACCAGCCGGUACCAGCGUGGUAUCGUUGUUGUAUGCGGUGCAUAUGGAUCCUGAACUCUGGGACGAGCCGGAAGCCUUCCGACCCAGCCGUUUUCUCUCUGCCGAAGGUAAAGUGUCACAGCCACAAUUCUUCAUGCCCUUUGGAGUCGGUAGACGAAAGUGCCUGGGUGAGGUGUUGGCCCGCAUGGAGAUCUUCCUAUUCUUCAGUUCGCUAAUGCACAUGUUUAACUUGAGCCUACCUGAAGGAGCCCCAUUGCCCAGCCUGGAAGGCAACAUUGGCGUAACAAUAUCACCGACAUCCUUUAAAGUUUGCUUGCUGCAGAGAGAUCUGCUUUUGGCAGAUUGCGACAACAACGAAGUCUCGGUCAAUGGACCCUUGCGUAACAUUGGCAGCCAUUAAGACCUCGACGAACUUUAAAGCACGGGCACGGUACUUGUUCCUAUUGCCGGAGAGGCGAACAGGCAGAGGAGAAUCUGCAAGUCGCGUGCUAACGCUAUGGGGUCCAUCCACGCAUGCCAAGCUGGAGAUCCGUAAGAUUAUUUAAUCGUACACUAAUUAUAAGAGAAUGAUAAAU